GAAACUUCAGGCUCUAAGACAGUUGAGGCAGUUGCAGCAGUGGUCUCUGCAGAGCUUCAUUUUGAAAGCCCUUUGUAGGUGUGGAAAGAUGGCUCAUACCCGGAUCUCCAUGUACAUGCCUCCUGUCAUCGACCCCACACAGGCUGCCAUUUCCUAUGGCUGUUGGGCCUUGCCCAAGCUGAAUGAGGAACUGCAGUCAGAGGAUCUGCUGACAAGGCAGAAAGCCCUUAUGGCGCUGUGUGACCUCAUGCAUGACCCUGAGUAUGUCUACCAGGCCAUCAGCAUAGGCUGCCUGGAGAGUCUGAAGGCUCUGUUGAAGGACAGUGAUAACCUGGUACGGAUAAAGACCACGGAGGUACUCUACAUCAUGGCAACCCAUAAUGUGGGCAGAACAGGCUUUUUAGAGCAUGGCAUCAUCCUCGCCCUGUCCCUCCUGCUGAGUGAUCACCAGAGAGAAUGCCGGGAGAACCUGCAUCAGGCAUACAAGCACCUGGUCCAGUUGCCUGCAGAUGCUGACCCAGCUCUAAUGACAGUGGUAGACUCUACCGUGUCCCUGACCCUGAUGGGUGAAACCUAGGCUUGGGUCAGGCCCUGGUGGUGGAGGUGAAGAACCUUCUUUAAAUACAUCACAUUUAUUUUUCUUAAAUAAAAACAAAGCAGAAAACCGCACCAAUAACAAGAGGACGUGGCAGAGGCUUAUGUACAUGUAUCCCAC
Molecule: messenger RNA, 715 nt
Organism: Nannospalax galili (Upper Galilee mountains blind mole rat)
Lineage: Eukaryota; Metazoa; Chordata; Mammalia; Rodentia; Spalacidae
Gene: Rsph14
Product: radial spoke head 14 homolog
Exons: 6
Coding region: 89-577 (162 amino acids)
Source: RefSeq, a predicted model, not a curated record